AUGCGCCUCUGGUUGCCCGACUGGGAACUCCGGGAGCGCUCGCCGUCGACCGAAAGCGACGCCUCCACGGCCAGCUACUCAAGCCUCGCCAGCGACGCGUCCUUCUAUGACGCGUCGUCGGGCGAAGAGGCCGGGCUGGCCGAAACGGGUGGCCACGACACCGCCACGCGCCGGUCGGCUCCUCCGCUCGCGUUCGCGUCGCCCCCCGCGCGCCACUUCUCUCCACUGCCGUCUUCGUCCCCGCCCUUCUCCUCGGCUCAGGAUGCGAUUGUUUGGAUACCCGGCAGGGCGGGCGUUACGCUGCCUGACCGGGUAUCACCAGAAGCCGCUCAAGGACGUCAGGGCGCCUGGCUUUCGCCACCGGCCGCACGGGCCACGCCGGCGCCUAUCCGGCUCGUAGACGACGUCCAAGACCUUCGUCCGUUUGCUGUGCCACCCGGCAGGGCGUGCCGCAUGCUGCCUGUCGAGGUGGCGCCUGGACUCGUGCCCGACUCUCAGAGCGUUGGCUCCCCGGGCACUCAGACGCCUUGCCCGGGUCCGAGUGACUUCCACACGCCGCGUCAAGACCCCGGACUGUCUUCUCCGUGCGCCGAUGGCCCCCCGAUCGAAGAUGCGAAUGAUUUGGUACCCGGCAGGGCGGGCGGCAUGCUGCCCGACCGGGUACCACCAGAAGACAAUGAAGACCACAACGCCGACUCUCAGAGCGACCACUCCCUGGGUGCUGACAGGCUACACCCGGGUCCAGCCGACACUGCACCGACCUCCGCUGCCCUCCCGCCUGCCCCACCAGCCCCUGCCCCACCAGCCCCUGCCACGGCUCCCGACGAAGACUUGCUUGCUUCCCAACCCGGCAGGGCGGCAGGCAUGCUUUCCGCGGGGUACGCGCUUGUAGCCGCUACGGCUCGCGCCCUGGGCGUCACGCACGACACCAGCGACCCUGCGGACAGCAGCAGCAGCAGCGAUGGGGAGGGCUCGAGUAACGAGGCAAUUGCUUUCACUGUUGACGAAGACUGUCCAAGUGAUGACGACCGGCUUUGUCUGGCGGCUACGGAGCUGCCCGGCCAAGCUGGAUACACUGCAGUGGCCGCGGCUACACCCAUGCCAGCGUCCACUGCAGCAUCUGUCUCUGUCCCACUAUUACAGCUCUGUGACAACCGACUCGGCGGUCCGGCAUGCAUGCAGCCCGACCGAGUCGGGUUUGAUGAACCCACGUCCCUUGUGGACACUGCCCUGUCCAGUGCCGCUGUCCUGGACAUGGUCAAAGACGACUGCCAGCGCGCCGUCACCCACGACGUACCGGGUCCACUCCACGAACAUGUCCAGCCCGAAACAGGGCGACCGGACCCGGUACUAUCAGUGUACGCCCAUAACGCGCCCGCAUUCCCUUGCACGCUGUGUGGGCACACUGCAUGUGACAUGAGCGCGCUGUCGAGUCACAGACGGACCUCCCACCGUGGCACCUGCUUCGUGGACCACUUCCACAGCGGGUGCCCGUGUGGCAUCGGGCACAGGACUCGUGCAGCUGCUACGAAGCAUGCUAUGGAGUGUCGGGACAGCCCGUCCUACAUCCCUUCGGCUGCACGUGCUCCCCCGGGUCCGUCUCCGGUCCACUUUCGUUCUCGUUCUCGUUCCGUGUGGUCUGUUCCGGAGGACGAGGUGACCCCCGAACAUACCGGGUCCCUCGUCCUGGCUCCUUCCGUGGGUACAGCAGUUGCAUCAAGCAGCACUGUGCCCACAGAUGCGACCACAUCCCAGAGCACCGUGCCUGCUCCCGUGGACCAAGCCGGGCACCUGCAUGCCCCCCCGUGCGGUGCCCUUCGCCACCGCAGUCGCAUGUUCGGGUGGCGGGGAAGCGGCGCCGUUUAA
Messenger RNA from Peronospora matthiolae, 1866 nucleotides. The record is from the annotation of a GenBank genome assembly. NCBI's taxonomy places the organism in Eukaryota, Oomycota, Peronosporomycetes, Peronosporales, Peronosporaceae.